AUGAGUUCUGAAAAGCAAAUCAUCAAUGAUCACUCAAGAAUGCGAGCGAUCUUUAUUGGAGAAUACGGUGUAGGAAAGACAUCACUCAUGAAAUCACUAAAAGAUGAUUCAUAUCAAGCUGAUAUUCAUUUUUCAAGUGAUUAUUACACGCCAUCCAAAGUUGUUGAACGGAACGGCUUGAAGAUAAAUGUUUUAAUGUGGGAUACAUAUGAACAAGAAAGGUUUAAAUCACUAGGAAAGAUUUAUUUUCGUGGAACACAUAUUACAUUUAUUAUUUAUGAUAAGACUAAUAAAGAAAGCUUUGAUGCUAUUCCUGAAUGGAUUCACACUGCUGAUGAAAGAUGUGGACCAGAAAUCAUCAAAAUUUUAAUAGGAAUGAAAGUUGAUGACAAAGAACAUGAAGUUAUCACAUAUGAUCAAGGUAAAGCUAUUGCAGACCAAUUCAAUAUCCCUUUCCUUGAGCUUUCUUCUCAACAACCUUCAGAGAUUAAUGUUAUUGAAUUUGCUGUUGAUAGAGCUCUUGAAAAACAUAUCGAAGGCGAACAUGUAACUUAUACUCCUUAUGUUCCACACUGGUAUGAUUGUGCUUGCUAA
This is a messenger RNA of Trichomonas vaginalis G3, 594 nucleotides long. RefSeq names its product GTPase protein. The transcript has a single exon. Bases 1 to 594 code for a protein of 197 amino acids. Lineage: Eukaryota; Parabasalia; Trichomonadida; Trichomonadidae. The record is from RefSeq and is a predicted model, not a curated record. Gene Ontology annotation, molecular function: GTP binding; GTPase activity.